ACCAUGAUGCGCAUUCUGUUCGUCUUCGCCGCUCUGCUCUGCGUGGCCAACGCGCUUGUGCAGUCGGGCCUGCCGAUGAAGAACUCGCAGCUCGCUGCGCCCGUCUCGCGUGCCGUCGCGCCGACGAUGGUUGUCGAGGGCGCCGCUGCUGACGCCGCUGCCGCUGCCGUCUCGUCGGCUGGCUUGAUGCUCGCGGCCAACGCCGGCGACUUUGGUGGGUACACGAUCCCGAUCAUCGGCCUGGCCACCCUCGCCGGCAUCAUCUCGCUGCUCGCCGGCCCCGUCGAGGACUAGGCGGGUUGUAUGGCACGCAGAGGCGGCGCUGGCUGACGGCGGCUCGCCUCUGCCACUCCCUUGGGCAGAGCUCUGUGUCGGGAUAGGAGCGCGUGGGAUAGAUCCAUUGGCGGCGGACGGGCGAUCGCCGUUCUUCGGUUCCUUGUUUGGGCUGCCGUGUCAACAUCCGCCUUGUCAAUCACCUUGUGUUGUGGUGGCCAGGGCGCAGGGGCCUGCGGGGGGCGACGCCAGGCGGCGGACUGGGAUCCGCCCGAAACGCCCAGCCGCUGCCUGUGUUGCCGUGGCAGUGUUUCAAAAGAUCUGACACACGAACGCUC
This is a messenger RNA of Emiliania huxleyi CCMP1516, 611 nucleotides long. RefSeq lists its product as hypothetical. Bases 4 to 294 code for a protein of 96 amino acids. The record is from RefSeq and is a predicted model, not a curated record. Lineage: Eukaryota; Haptophyta; Isochrysidales; Noelaerhabdaceae. The transcript is spliced from 2 exons.